Messenger RNA from Fonsecaea nubica, 1080 nucleotides. RefSeq lists its product as hypothetical. NCBI's taxonomy places the organism in Eukaryota, Fungi, Ascomycota, Eurotiomycetes, Chaetothyriales, Herpotrichiellaceae. The transcript has a single exon. The record is from RefSeq and is a predicted model, not a curated record. Bases 1 to 1080 code for a protein of 359 amino acids.
AUGUCUUUUAUUGACCUCCUCUUCCCCCAGAAGGAGCUCGAGGCUCUGGGGAACAAAUGGCACGAGCCCGCACCCAAGAGGAGGAAGUUGGACAGUGGGAGUAUUCAAGUGGUGAAGGGGUCUUUCGGGGGUCAAUGUAGGCCAAGCAGCAACGAGCAAUACCUCCAACAACGCCGUCAUCGAGUGUCGACACCAGCCUCUCUCCAAUAUGGCCGGCCGCCGUCAUCCUCGCUCGAGCAUACGAAUGUCCGCGGCACCAAGAGAGCCAACUCGGACUCUCAGUCCUUCAGCAGCACACCCGACGUCAACGUGGAUGCCCAGAUGACCAAGGCCAUGUCGUGGUUACCGAGCUUCAUCGAGCCGUCUCUGGUGCGAAACUACCUUCAACAUCUCCACCCCAAAGACCGUCACCGCUACACCAUCUCCCACGUGCCGAAGCCAGACUCGAGACCGAGAGAGAGACAGCCUCAGCCUCGACCAUCUCCGCCCAGUGUCGUCGAGGAAGCGCUGUCUUCACCAGGAUCUCUGAUUGCCGACACAUCGGCGUCUCCAGCAUCUACCGACAGCUGCCCUACUCCGGCGGCCAUCUGCGAGCAGUUCCGUUCGGGGCCAUUUGGACACAUCUUUGACGGGAUGCGCCUGACGGACAACGAGCGAGAGAUGAUGGAAGAUCUGCUGAGUCCAUCUGCGCCGCUCACCGAGGACGGCGUGGCAUGCGGACAGCAAGCCCCUCUGAAGGAAGCACCUCCGACGAUCCAACUAGUAUCCGAAGACUACGCCGAGAUUGACCAAGCACUGCUCCAGAACAUGAUUACUCCAUUGGAAAAGCUUUCUGGGAGACCAACGGGCUUUGCGGUCAGCGAGUCCACCUGCGCGGAUGACGAGUAUGACGUGCACUCGUCGGGAUUGAGUCCUGCAGCUGAAGAGGCAGAAGCAUUGGAGGCAGGGGAGGUCGAGACAGCAGAAACAGCGGAGCCAGCGGAGGAGCAAACGACAAGUCACCGGGGAUUCGUGGUGUACGACUACAGUGUUCUCAGCGUGGACGACUUUUUUGAUUUGGACGAAGCGUCUUCGAGCUGA